AUAGCGCCCGGGCUCGGAGGAACAAGACAGUCAGUACUGAACCUGGGACUUAAGAACAAGUGAAUCAAUAAUAAAUAUUACAUAUAAAAAUCCAGAACUAAAGCCAACAAUGAACAACCAACCAAAUCGAGGAAGUAGAGGGGCCAGACCGAAGCACUCCAUGCUGAGCUCGUCGAUGGAACUGAUGGCCAGGACAAACGAGGCGCAGUCAAGGGCGAACAGCGAGCAGUCCAGGGCCAACUGGCUCCUAGUCAGAGCGCUCCAGGAGCAGAUUCAAUACGACCGGGAGUUGAUUCAACUCCGUGCCAGGGAGUUGAGGGGCAGCAAAGGGCGCGAAAAUACCCGUUCCGCCCGAUCUGUAGAGAAGGAACGGGCCUCUGCGAAAAGAGCCGCCAGCGUCGAGUGUGAGGAGCCCAACAAGCAGCCCAAGAAGGAGCCAAUGUGGAACCCAAGGAGGAGCCCCAGCCCCAGCCCCAGCUCCAGCCCCAUACCUUUGCCCUGUCCAUGCCAGAUCUAGACUUUAAAUAAA
Messenger RNA from Drosophila obscura, 529 nucleotides. RefSeq lists its product as uncharacterized. NCBI's taxonomy places the organism in Eukaryota, Metazoa, Arthropoda, Insecta, Diptera, Drosophilidae. The record is from RefSeq and is a predicted model, not a curated record. The coding region runs from base 110 to 517 and encodes 135 amino acids. The transcript has 2 exons.